Spizellomyces punctatus DAOM BR117 is the source of this 3120-nucleotide messenger RNA. RefSeq lists its product as uncharacterized. Gene Ontology annotation, molecular function: microtubule binding; GTPase activity; GTP binding. The transcript has 4 exons. NCBI's taxonomy places the organism in Eukaryota, Fungi, Chytridiomycota, Chytridiomycetes, Spizellomycetales, Spizellomycetaceae. Gene Ontology annotation, cellular component: membrane; microtubule; cytoplasm. The record is from RefSeq and is a predicted model, not a curated record. The coding region runs from base 170 to 2944 and encodes 924 amino acids.
CAGCUUUUGGAGGACGCCAUUUGGCGAGCUUUCGCCAUUGGUUUUUUCAACAGAUUGUUAUCCCAGGCAUUGGCAUUUACACGGCAGAAGUUUACGUAUAUUGACGGCUCAAAAGUCAAGUUAUCGAGUGGCCUCAUUCCUGUCCUGGUGGGUUUGCCCUCGGCAGUAAAUGUUUUGGGUAGCCAGGAAAUUUACAUCAACCAUUGUACAUACUCUUCCUUCGAUUCAUACCGCUCUUACAACCGAUACUCCGUCAUCUCAACAGUCACAUUCGGUUCAAACUGUAGGAGACUCUCCGCAAUCAGAGGAGCCUUCAAGUGAAAAUCAAGUUACCGAAGAAAAAGAUUCCUCGUAUCAACCCCCUUCUACCACUACCGUAGCAAACCCACCAAAUACUGGUACUGGACCCUCUGAGACAGCCACGCGUGCAGUACCUCGGCCAGUUCCAGAGCGAAUAACACUCCCCGUGCGUCCUCGAUCCGCUGUUCAGCCAGCAUACCAACGUCUUGCAGUCGUCAUGUCGCAUCUAAACGGUGUAAACGGUGUAAGCCUAUCUGGCCGAACACCCUCUCCGCAACUGGCCAACGGUCCAGUUUAUACACAGCCACAGGACACACAGCUACUCUCCGCUGACGGAUUCCUGGAAACUAGCGCGUACGCUAACCGCGCUCGCCGUCUUAUAAAGAUGGUGAAUACUAUGCGCGAUGCUGGUGCACAUAUGGAUCUAGACUUGCCUACCAUCGUGGUUUGCGGAAACCAAAGUGUUGGCAAAAGUAGCGUCAUUGAAGCACUCUGCGGAGUUGUGCUUCCCCGGAACGAGGGAACUUGUACACGAUGCGUAACCGAAGUGCGUCUGUCCGAACUUGACCGAGAUGGGAACAGUGCUGGUCUCACUGCCGCGCCUUGGUCUUGUACCGUGAAAUUGCGUUAUGAAUUCGAUUCAGCCGGAAGACCAUUAAAAGCCGUAAAAGAAUUAACAUUCGGAAAGGAGACUUUCAACAAAGGAGACGUGGAUAUACUGGUCCGCCGAGCUCAGAAGGCCUUGCUAAAUCCUUCUACUGACCCUGUACGAUAUCUCGAUUACAUGUUUGACGACUCAUCUGCCGCGACACGUGAUAAAGAAGCUGCCAGCAAUGAGCUCAAGUUUGUAAAAAACGUGGUCUGCUUGGAUAUCCGUGGCGCUGGUGUCAAUUUGACACUGAUUGAUCUCCCGGGGAUUAUACGAAGCGUUGACAAGAGGGAGGAUUCGCAGUAUAUAGAUCUCGUGCAAGAUUUGGUACGCUCUUAUAUCAGCAAGGACAGGGCCAUAAUUGUUGCCACCAUCACAUGUAAAGAUGAAAUCGACAAUCAAGCUGUCGUCCAUAUGGCGAAGGAGGUUGAUCCUCACGGAAUGCGCACUCUCGGUGUUCUAACGAAACCAGAUACCAUAGAAGCGGGAACACAUGACCGAUGGCUGCAAAUAAUGCUUGGGCAUCAAUAUGCUCUAAAGCUUGGAUAUUGGAUGAUCAAGAACCCCACAAAAGCGGAUCUUGAUAAGGGUAUCACAUUCGAAGAUGCCAGGCAAUUGGAGGAAGCCUUCUUUUCCGGACAGCUGCCAUGGUCGACUAUCCGUCGCCAACUUGAUCGGUUCGGUAUUGAUUCUCUACGGCGAGAGUUGAGUCGUCAGCUUACCAUGUUGACCGAGAUGUCAAUACCGGAAAUGCAAAGCCGAACGGAGGAAGCCAUACAAGCAACAGCUUUGGAACUGAGUAAUCUGCCGCCCUCACUUGGAGAGAACUCUCGAAUCGAGCUUUUGCAAAUGAUCCGACAUUUUUGCACUCUGAUCAAUUACAAUGUGACGGCACAUCAAGACUUUAAGCAAUUUUACCAACAGAUUCGUGUACAUUUUGAUGUCUUCCGCGAAGCAGUUGCUGCUACCCGUCCCACAUUUGCUAUGGCGCAGAAAGGUGGCCAGCCGACGGCCCCACCCCUGUCUUUAUCAUCCUCGAUCUCGUCCUCCAUAUCUUCAGUGGUAGGAUGGGGAAGCUCAGGGGACGAUGCGCGACGAAAAGACAUUCCAAAGCAUGCCAAAAUACAUAGUGCUGAUGCAAUGGAAACUGAUUUGAAGAAACCCCUCACUGUAGCCGACGUCCGACGUAUAAUUGACGCCCAGAAAGGCAGGGAACUGCAAGGAUACUCUGCAUAUGACGCUUUCACAUAUGUCGUGACCGCCUUUCAAGAGGAGUGGGCGAAGCAUGGACAAACGUGUUUGGCGGCGGUAUCCCAUGAGCUGCAUACCUUGGUUGGAAAACUGACAGAGGAUGUAUUUGGACGUUUUGUUAACCUGCAAGGGCAAGUGAGGUUUGUCAUUCAAGCUUUCCAAACUGAACUGUAUCGUUCAACGUCAGAAGUCGUUAACAACCUGGUAGCUAUGGAGCGACGAUAUCCAUUCACAAUGGGCUCUGAAGAAUUUACUCGAACAAAAGCUGCCGCUUUGAACGAGUUCCGCUCGCAAUUGGAAGCGUCUCGCGCAGGGACAACAGCCGGAGCUGCAGCCGCAAGUUCCCAAUCAAAGGCCGAAACCGUUAACAAAGCUCUAGCUGCUCUUGCCGAAGCUGGCUACACAGGUUUAACGGCUCGAGACCUCAGCCGUCUCCGCGCAGAGUCACCCGACGAUGACGAAGUUCUCCAUGUGAUGUCGGCCUCCCACGCUUAUUUCCGGGUUGCAUGUCGACGAUUCAGCGACAAUGUCCCCAUGAGCGUCGAUUUCCAUUUCUUGUCCCGCUUUGCAGAGUUGUUGGAAAAGGAGUUGGUGGGACGAUUGGGUCUUUUGGAAAAAGAUAACGCUGCUGUACGUUUUAUGUUGCAAGAAGAUAGAUUUGUUGCCGAGCGGCGAAGGGCUCUGGAAGAACAGCGAGUGAGACUGGAAACAGUUUGGAGGAGCCUGCACGAAUUUGGAUUUUAAGGAAGUAAAUAUUGGAUAUGAAUGUUUGCUGCGUAGGUAGAAUCAGAGAGAUGAAAUAGGGAAUGCUUUUUCCAUGUUAUGUGCCCCUUUAGUACAGGGGGUCGUUUUACUACUUUUCACUGUUGCUUAAUGUAGUUAUUCUCAAUUCUCAAAAUUGCAACCUAUUUUGGAGCUGA